Molecule: messenger RNA, 3776 nt
Organism: Neolamprologus brichardi
Lineage: Eukaryota; Metazoa; Chordata; Actinopteri; Cichliformes; Cichlidae
Product: neurogenic differentiation factor 2-like
Biological process (GO): positive regulation of transcription by RNA polymerase II; axon development; nervous system development
Cellular component (GO): nucleus
Molecular function (GO): protein dimerization activity; DNA-binding transcription factor activity, RNA polymerase II-specific; E-box binding
Source: RefSeq, a predicted model, not a curated record
UAGGAAAAAAAACUAUCAGUGUUGCUGAAGUGUCCGUGCAAAAUGUAGGAGAAAUUUAAUCUAUAAUUUAAAUGCAUUUUAAUUCCAGGUGUUUGGAUAUAUUGUCAGAAUUAACUUUUAAUAAAUGUUAGAGGUGAAUUAAACACACUUAUUGCACAUACAUUUGAUUGUAAAGGUCUAUUCUACAGGUAAAAAUGUAAAUGUAUAGUCACCUCCAGUGUCAGUGACUUUGCUCUGGUAUGUUGGGAUCGAUCCACUAGAUUAAAAGCACAAUGCCGGUGAUGGCACGCUUUGAAACCCAAUCCAACAAAAAAAAAAUGUUAUGCAUUAACGUGCAAUUUUCGUGUUUGCCUUUUUGUUGGAUACCAAUGCGGACGCAUUUGCACAAAAUAGCUCCUCACUCUCUCACCUGCUCGGCUUGCCCUUUAACUUCAAACAUCCCAAACUAGCUGGAUUAUCAUAAAUCAGAUAGCCUAACGCGCUCAAGUCAAAAAGCCAAGCGUCUCCUGAUCCCGAUUUCACUGCUUUAUGAUCAUUUACAGGAGCGGUUCCGAGGACUGGAGCAGCCCUGAUCACAGCGCACGGGCUGUAAAUAGAUCACAUCGGACACUAAUUUGAUUUAGAGAUUCCUGCGUCUGGACCUUGAAUCUGACAAACAAAAGACAAUGAGUGUGAGACAUUUCCGUGGAAGAUUUGUUUUUAUAAAUCGGCUCCGGUACCUUGAUGGAGGACGUCCUCGAGCUUAAUGGGAGAUUUAUUGAUGAUUUUGUCGAUGAUUUGCACGUUCAGUCUCGGAGCAAAUGAAAGGGUGGGACAACGCCAUUGACUGUGACAGGCAGUCUGCGGCAUGAUUUAUCUCUGUUUGUCCAGUUUUAUCUUCAACAAUCUAUCUCGCCACAACAUGGUUUGAACCAUAAACAGAGCCUUUUUCAGUGGAGGGGCAGGAGGCUUUGCAAGAGAGGCCAUUUCACGACUUGAUUUUUUUUAUAUAUUUAACGAGGGCUAAAAGGAUACAAGCGAUUUCCAUCUGUAAAGGUUAUCGCUGACUAAAAAGUGCUUUGAAAUCGUGCACUCGUGCAUACUGAAUUAUGUGUGAAAUCUAUUUCGUGUAAGCUGCACGGUCUGUUAAUUAAACGAUGUUGUGUUUUUGCUUCUAAUUGAGCAAACCUCCUGAGCCUGAGAUUUAAAAACUAGAUUUUGCCCCUGGCACACCCCCCGAGAUAAUUAACCAACCACCACAGCCUACCUUACCAUGAGCUGCAAGUCUAUCUGCUGCUGCACUAUAAUAAUAGCUCGGAAGUGGAACAUGUCAGGGAGGAAGCCAGUGGAGCCUUAUUGAAUCUGUCAAAGAUCACCGUGUUUCUGCGUCUUUCUUUUUCUGUGAUGGGACUGCAUUUGCUAAUCAAGUGAUCCACAAUGUUAACGAGGCUUUUCAGUGAUCCUUCGCUGCUUCCCGACGUACAAAAAUAUUCCGGCUGGGCCGAAGACAGCGACAGCGACAAGAUCAAAGAGGAGGAUCAGGACACCCAGGACGGCAUGGAGGUCUCUGGUCUAAGAGGAGACAGUCGGACUCACUCAGAACACGAUGGGGAAGACGACGAGGACGACGAAGUGGAAGAAGAGGACGACGGAGAGGACACGGAGGGAGACAGGCCCAAGAAACGGGGCCCCAAAAAACGCAAAAUGACCCAGGCCAGGGUCGAGCGCUCCAAGAUGCGGCGGAUGAAAGCAAAUACUAGAGAACGCAAUCGCAUGCAUGACCUGAACUCUGCUCUGGACAAUCUGCGUAAAGUGGUGCCCUGCUACUCCAAAACACAAAAACUGUCCAAAAUUGAGACGUUACGAUUGGCCAAAAACUAUAUCUGGGCCUUGUCUGAGAUAUUACGCUCUGGGAAAAGGCCUGACCUUGUGUCCUACGUCCAGACGCUGUGCAAGGGUCUCUCCCAGCCUACAACCAACCUGGUGGCGGGAUGCCUCCAGCUGAACUCCCGCAACUUCCUCACUGAGCAGCAGUGCCAGGAGGGGGGCAGGUAUGGGUCAGGCUCCUUCUCCAUGCAUUCCUACCCUUACCAGUGCGCGCGUCUGUCUAGCCCCCACUGCCAACCGGGCUCGAACUCGCACCCGCUGAGGACACACGGCUAUUGCUCGACUUACGACUCACUGUAUGGCGGGAGCGGAUCCCCGGAGUAUAACAGUCCCGAAUAUGAGGGGCCUCUCAGUCCGCCUCUGUGCAUCAAUGGCAACUUUUCCCUGAAGCAUCAAGGCUCUGCGUCCCCCGACAACGAGAAGGGGUACCACUAUUCUAUGCAUUACUCCGGUCUGCCUGGCUCCAGACCCGCUGGGGCCCACAACCUGGUGUUUGGCUCCUCGGGGACCAGGAGCGGUAUUCAUACUGAAAACGUCCUGCCUUACCACGACAUGCACAUACACCACGAACGGGCCCCCGUGUAUGAUGAACUGAACGCGUUUUUUCACAAUUAGACGACAAGCCUAUCGUGCGUCCCCUUGCAAUCAACAAUCUAUCCACGGCACACUUUUUGACAAGCUUACCCGCCAGGAUUGAAGCAUUCUGGGGGAAAUCCUCCACUUGUUGUCAUUAGUGUUGUUCUUUUAAUUUGUUCUGUCUUAAAACAUGUUUUUGCUAUAGUCAGAGAUGUAGUGGAAGGUAGUCCACCUAACCUGCAAACUGUUAUUUUGCGCAAUGUUUCUAUCUCUAAGCGGAAAUUUGACAAACAAAUCAAGACUAAUGAGGAAAAUGGAAUUUUAAAUUGUUCAUAAUUUUAAUCUGUGGUUUGUCUUUGUAUUGGUGGUUGUCUGUAUUUUCAUGGCUGGGAGUCAAAGUUUACGCACUAAUUUAUUCACCACUACAUCACUGGCUACAGCUCUACCCUGAUAUUUGCGAUGGUUUUCUAAUAAAAUACAUGAAUAACCGAGCAAAACGACAUCACAUUUGGAAAGAUGUGUUUGUAUGUUUGUUUGGGUUUGUUUUUUUUGUUUUGUUUUUUUUUUUUAGAAAUAAUUAAAUCCAGACGAAAACAGAGGGAAAAAUCCUGAGAACUGUACUUGUUGAGUUGCUUUAGAAGAAUCUACAGCAAAUCAAUCGUUUCUGCGUCUAUGCAAAAUCUAACGAGGCCACAGAGCGAGGCAAGUAGGCCCAGAAGGACACUGUAUGUUUCAUCAGCACUGUUGCUGCACGCACGGGUGCGCGCAGACACACACACACACACACACACACACACACACACACACACACACAGGAAUAAACACGAAUCUGAAAAUGGGCUGGCCACAAUGUUCAACUUCUAAAAUAAAAACAUAAAUAAACAAAAAAAUAUAAAAAAAAAUAUAAUAAAUUACAUUGGAAUCGGAACUUUUCUUAUUUAAUUUUCUACUUCUAUUCAUACAUAUUACCGUUGCUCUUCUAAGUGAGCCAUUGCACUGUAUUUUAUUUUCAAAUCAAAUUUUUGGUUCCAUAUUUUCUAUUUGCAAUCUGCUAUGCUAAACACUUCACUAUUAUUAUUAUUGUCAUUAUUAUUAUUAUUAUUAUUAUCAUUAUUAUUGCACGUAUUUAUUGUAUUGUUUUCUAAUUAAUGUUAAUAGUGUCCGGAAAUGAAGGGAACACUGUGUUGCUGACCAUUGUUCUGUUUUUUUGCUCUUUCGUUAUUUUAAUUUAUUUAUUUUAUUAAUAUUAUUAUUGCUUUAUUUUUUGAAAAGACUCAAGUCUUUUAACUUUGUAUUCAACAAACUGUGUGGUACAAUAAAACGACGAUAAACGA